Messenger RNA from Opisthocomus hoazin, 672 nucleotides. Lineage: Eukaryota; Metazoa; Chordata; Aves; Opisthocomiformes; Opisthocomidae. The record is from RefSeq and is a predicted model, not a curated record.
AUGGCCAUGGUCAUCACCGUGACCGUGGACAUGACCAAGACUAUGACCAUGAUGAUGGCCCUGGCCAUGACGAUGUAUGGGGCGCACGAGCGAGGAGGAGGAGGAGCAGGAGGUCCGGGUGAAGGCGGAGGGCGAGGAGCCCAGGUGGGACGAAGCCGGAAGCCCCACGCCUGCGAGGAGUGCGGCCGGUCUUCCCCGCUGCUCGUCCACGAGAUGCUCCACCGCGGCCAGAAGCCCUACAAGUGCCUGGACUGUGGGAAGAGCUUCAGCCAGAGCUCCCACCUCCUGUCCCACCACGCGGUCCACACCCAGGAGAAGCCCUACGUCUGCCGGGACUGCGGGAAGAGCUUCCGGAAGAGCUCCGACCUGGCCAGGCACCAGACGGUCCACACGGGCCAGAAGCCCUUCAAGUGUCCCGUCUGCGGGAAGGCCUUCACCCAGAACUUCCGCUGCAAUGCCCACAAGAAGGUCCACGGCGAGGGCGAGGCCAACCCCCCGGCGUCUCCACCCCAGAGCAGCCACGAGGCCGCGGGUCCACCAGGGUCUCAGCAAGGUGAGAGACCCAUCUCCAUCCCCGUGGUCCAAGAUGACCGUCCCCAUCCCAAGGGUCUGAGCAAGGGACCCGUCUCCAUCCCCGUGGUCCUCACCACGAUGCCCAUCCCGGUUGGUGAG